This is a messenger RNA of Bipolaris victoriae FI3, 1194 nucleotides long. RefSeq lists its product as hypothetical. The transcript is spliced from 8 exons. The record is from RefSeq and is a predicted model, not a curated record. The coding region runs from base 1 to 1194 and encodes 397 amino acids. NCBI's taxonomy places the organism in Eukaryota, Fungi, Ascomycota, Dothideomycetes, Pleosporales, Pleosporaceae.
AUGUCAAACUCUCGUGGGCCUCCAAUGAAUACGAUUGAUUUAAUGAGAUUAUCCGCCGGAUGCUGGAACUCACAUACUGAACGAUUGGAUCACUGUCUCCGCGAUCAAGAUGACCCCGAAAAACAGUAUCUUUUUAUACAGGACGAUCCAUUUUCCUACAGUGGCAGCGGAAAAUUGCAGUCGGAGCUGAUUCGAUAUUUUCAAAUACCCCAGUAUCUCCUGGCCGUCACAUAUAGGCGCUCCAAUGGGUUCUUUGCUUUCAAGGAAUCGCGAGGUCAAAAUGGCCAGCGCGAAUCAUGCUACAUGUGGUUCCGCGUAGAAAUCAAGAUCAUUGAUGACAGCAGCGGUAUGCGCUAUCACUGGCAUGAGAUGACAUUUUGUUACCGGUGGGAUUCGAAGAGCUGCUCCAUUUUGUGCUUGGGAGUAGAUGCUUCAUUCAGAAGCUGUCUGCAAGAAAAGCUACAACAAAUAUGGCCUGAUAUACAAGGAUCACAGCCUGGCUGCUUGCUUGUACCACUGAUAGAGGUUCUUAUUAUAAAGUACGAUCAAUCGGUAUGGUCGAUGCGAGAUAUCGUGCGACAAGCCGAAAAGAAUCGUACGCAUUCAACUCGCGGCAUAACCCAAUCUGAAUUGCUUUACGAAGCAACGAGACACGCCAUCCACUCGUCAGAGACUCUUGAGGCGGCACUUAAUACUCUAAGUAGCAUCCAGCACGAAAUCGCAAGCCAAUCGAUGCGAUCACCGUCGAUGCCGUGCGAUGUACAAGAUUUAGCUGAGUCGAUCAACAAACGACUCGACUUCCAGGUUCGCAUGCUUCGAAACCUUCACCUACGAGCCCAAUCAAACAAAGAGAGGGUGCAAAAUGAGAAUGUAUAUGCUUUCAACAUGGCCACACAGCGUGACAGUCAGAUCAUGAAGGAACUCGGGGCAGCAGCAAAAGAAGACAGCGGUGCGAUGAGAACUAUCGCUGUAGUUACCAUGUUCUUCCUGCCGCCGACAUUUAUUUCUGCUGUUUUUAGCAUGAGCUUUUUCAAUUACACGCCGCCUCAAGAUGACAAGGCAGGCAAGUGGUCAGUAUCGGAGAGGUUCUGGGUUUAUUGGGCAUUUGCGAUACCCCUAACAGCGUUGACUUUGGGGAUUUGGGUCCUACGACAGAGAUGGAUGCAGUGGCGCUAUUGGCUCAACUCCUUCUAA